AUGGCGGGAAAGCCCGACCCCCAGGCCUCGCCCCAGCCGCCGCCCCCGCCGCAGCCGGCCGGCCUGCACAACGUGCUAGUCUACGUGUCCAGCGACAACUUCGCCGCCUACGCCGUCAACCACCACCACCAGCAGCCGCACCACCAGCACCACGCCCACGCGCCGCAGCCGCCGCCGCCGCAGGCGCCGCACCAUCACCACAGCCAGCCGCAGCAGCAGCAGCAGCAUGUGUACUGCCAGCAGAACGGGGGCGGCGCCGCCGCCGCCGCGCAGGCCGGCUUCUGCGUGGCCGCCGCCCCCGGCAAGGGCCGCCUGCAGCACGCGCCCUUCGCGGCGCCGCCUCUGCCCCUCAACGGGCUGGUGCCGCCCCCGGCCGCCCUGUACGGCGGCGCCGCCGCUGCCGCCCACGGGGGCGGCGGCGCCGGCAGCCCCGGGCCCGGCCCCGGAGCCGCCGCCGCCCACAACGGCUUCCCGCCCCCGCCGCAGCCGCCGCCGGCGUGCGCCGCCCCCGACGGCGCGCCGCUGCCCCCCGGGCUGUGCCUGGUGGGCGGCCCGCUGCCCGCCUGCUCCUCGUCGUCGCAGCAGUUCGUGCUGGGCGGGAAGCUAGUGGCCGCCUCGCAGGCGGUGGAGGCGGCCGAGCUGGCGCUGGCGUCGCCCGCCCCCGGCGGCCCUGCUGCUGGCCAGCAGCGCGCCGCGCGCCCCGGGGGCGGAGAGGCGGACGCGGCGGCCUUCCCGGGGGGCGGCGCGCCGCGCUGCGACUCGGUGCGCUCCGAGACCAGCUGCAGCUCGCUCAGCUCCGGCUCGGCCGACUCGCAGCCUGACGGCGCCGCCCCCGUCGUGUCCAUCUCGCUGCCGCAGCCGCAGCCCCAGCCGAAAACUGCAACUGAGCACACCGAACGACUCAACGGCGCCGGCGGCUUGGUACAGGUGCUGGACCAGCCGUUCAGUGCGUGGCGAGCCGUGGAGGGAAUGGAACGGGGUAGAAUAGUGUCGGGCACGAUCCGAGGGGCCACGCCGGCUCUUUGUGUGCUGGACGGGCCGCCGGGCCACCGCAGGAGCACAGCCCGCUCUGUCUGCCCGGCCAACGCCGCCGCCGCGAGUCUGCGCAUCGUCGCCGCCGCCGCCGCUGGAGAUGGAGCUGCAGCUCCGACCGCCCACCCGCAAAACUCUCACCUGCGGCUUUCCUUAAAUGUGAGCCCGAGCAACACGGCGCUGAGCUCGCUGGAGCUGCUGAAGGACUACCUGCAGACGCAGGGCACCUGCAAGUGCGGCCUCGAGUGCCCCCUCCACUGCGAGCAGGUCUUCAACUUCGACCCCAAGGUGUCGACGCGGCCGUCGUCCCCCGAGGCGUGCGACAAGGCGGACGCGCGGUCGGCGUGCCGACACAAACGCAAGGCGCAGCAGCUGCAGCUGCAGCCGCCUCAGCCGCAGCCCCAGCCGGCGCUGCCCGCGCCCGCCUUCGACCACCAGCAGCAGCUGCAGCAGCAGCAGACACAGCAGCAGCAGCAGGCGCAGUUCGUGCGCUACCACCACGCCGACGGCAGCACUGUCGUGGCCCAGGUGCAGCAGCAGGGGACGCCGCAACCGCAGUCGCAGGCACAGGCGCAGGUGCAGCAGUACCAGCAGGAGCUGCAGCAGCAGCUGCUGAGGAUGCACAUGUUCCCAGAGCAGCCACACCCCUUCCAGCAGCACCGCCUGCCUGAGGAGCACAAGCAAAUAUUGCUGCAGCAUCAUCACCACCAGCAGCAACAUCAACAACAGCAACAGACGCCACAGCAGCAACAGGCACAGCAGCAACAGGCACAGCAGCAGCAAGUGCAGCAGCAGCAGCAGCAGCAGCAACAACAACAACAACAACAACAAGUGCAGCAGCAGCAGCAGCAGCAGCAACAACAACAGCAGCAGCAGCAGCAGCAACAACAACAACAACAACAAGUGCAGCAACCUUCUCAGCAACAGCUGUUGCAGCAACAGCAGCCAAGUCAUCACCAACAGCAACAGCACCGUACCCAGCCUCAGCAACAACAGCAACCGCCACAACAUGUGCUACAGACUCAGCAGGCCGUGUUAACUUGCUACGAACCGUACCGGCAACCUCCCCCUCUACAGACUCAGGCCGGCAGCGGUACAGUCAUCCUCCAGCCGACGAGAGCACCCCCUUGGCAGAAGACGUCGGGAAUACAGGCCACCACGUACGACAGACGUGUGCCUUCGGUUCACCAGUGGACCGGAGUGGGUGCGAACGUCCCUCCCGACGACGCCUCCCCGACCUCUCGGCGCAAAGUGUCAGCAGCGGUGCAGGCCCCACUCUCCGUCGCCGCCUCCUCGCAGGCGGGGAGGCGGCCUCUUCUCCCUCAGCAGGUGCCCGCAUUACAAGUCCAGCCCCAGUCGCAGGUACGUGCACAGUUCCCCUCGCCAGUUGGUGCACCCUCGGAUGUGAACAGGCAGUCACUUCCUGUGCCUCAGCAGCAGCAGCAGCAACAACAACAACAGAUUCAACAACAGCAACAGCAACACCAACAGCAGCAGUCACAAGCACAGCCACAACAACCCCAGCUGCAACAACAACAGCAGCAGCAGCAGCAGCAACAACAACAACAACAACACCAGCAGCAGCAGCAGCAGCAGUUGCUGCAACAGCAACAGCAGGCCCAGCAACAGCAGGCCCAGCAACAGCAACCCCAGCAGCUGUACCUGCCGGCCCACUUUGCAGAGGAUGUGAGCGGCUACCUGUCGCAGCAGGGCCAGAAUGUGGGCUUCCUGUGCCACAGCCCGGGUGCCGUCUGUUCCCAGCAGUCACAGCAGCCUCCUCAGGCCCAGCAGGUUGUGGUAGGAGUUCCACUGGCUAGCAACGUCCUCCUGCCGAAGGGCUACACCAACACCAGUUCUGGGCCACAGCUCAGCGCACCAGUCCAGGUGCAGGCACCGGUGCAGGCGCAGGCGCAGACGGUGGCCCGGCAGUACCAGCUGCAGGUGAGCGUGGCGGCGGACUCGAGCGUGGCGGCGCCAGUGCCGGCGGUGACGGUGGCGGGCCUGCAGGAGCAGUGCCAGGGCUGCCACAGCCACGGGCACGGGCAAGGGCAAGGCCAGGCGCAGGCGGCGGCUGCCUACCAGGCGCAGGCGCAGGCGCAGCAGUUCCAGCUGCAGCUGGCGCCGGCACCUACGCCCGCGACCGCGGCCGCGGCGCACCCUGCGGACGACAGCCCGGUCACCUCCUCCACGUUCGGAGAGGGCCGCCAUCAACAGUGCCCCUCACGCUCCUCCCAGCAAUCUGUGGACAUCCGCGGUCCUAUUCAGGGUGGCACAGUGAGCACCAGCAACGGUUCACCUGUGGAAGGCGCGGCAGGCCCGUGCUACCUCGCACAGCCCGAACCUUCGCCCAACUCCGACGCCCUGCUGAUUUCAUCAUCAUCUCCUGUGACUCCGGUGCAGGCCCCUAGUCCUCCAGCCAACAGUGCCCAGUAUAGAUGUCAGCAGCAGCAGCAACAACAACAGCAGCAGCAGCAACAACAACAACAACAACAACAAUUGCAGCAGCAGCAGCAACUGCAACAACAACAACAACAACAACAACAGCAGCAGCAGCAACUGCAACAGCAGCAGCAGCAUCAACUGCAACAACAGCAGCAGCAACUGCAUCAACAGCAGCAGCAACAGCAACAGUUGCAACAACAGCAGCAGCAGCAGCAAUUGCAACAGCAACAGCAGCAACAACUGCAACAACAGGCACCACCGCAACAACCACAACAGCAACAGCAAGUGUCACAGCCGCAACAGCACCAUAGAAGAACACCACACAUCACUGUAACGACAAUGGCAUCAGGCCGUACCGUCGGGAGUAAUACCGUGACGUCAGUGGUGGCGGGGUCUUGCGGACCACGGGCGCACACUGCGACUGUGUCGGUGACGACGGCAGACACACCACACCAGCAGUCGGCAGCGUCCUCUGGGCAGGGCCAUGCACAGGCCAAGUCGCCCCUGGAGAUGGUGCAGAGUGUGGUCAGCUCCAUACAGCAGAAAAUGCCUGUAUCACAGGUGCCACAGCAGGUAAAACAUCAACACCAGCAGCAACAGCAGCAGCAGCAACAACAACCUCAACAGCAGCUACUCAGUCAGCAACAACAGCAGCAGCUCCUCAGUCAACAACAACUACAGCUUCAGCUCAGCCAGCAACACCAGCAGCAGCAGCAGCAGCAGCAACAACAACAACAACAACAGCAGCAGCAGCAGCAGCAGCAACAACAUCUGGCACAACAACAGCACCAGCAGGCACACCAGUCUCAGCAACAGCAGCAUCAACAACAGCAGCUGAGUCAGCAGCAGCAGCAGCAGCAACAACAACAACAACAACAACAACAGCAGCAGCAGCAGCUGACUCCGGGCCACAUCCUGGUGUCGAGCUGUGGCGGGCAGCUGUUGGUGGCCAACACUGGGGCCGUCAUGGGAAAGCCAGUUCUCACCAGCAUGUCUAGCGGUGCUGUCACUCAGGUGAUCCCUACUGCGGUCGGAGUGCCGGCGACGGUGCUGGUGAAUGCACUACCGGCGCCACUGCUGCUGCAGCCGGGCGUGGUGGCGGUGGACGGCACGACGGCAGUGCAGAUCCCGCAUCUCGUGGCGGCCGCGGGCGGCGUCCUGCAGCAGCCCACCUCGGCUGCCGACCUGUUCCAGCCCCACCAGGCGGCGGCCGCCGCCGCGCCCGCCCCCCACCACCAGCACCAGCACCACCGCGUCGCCACGUCGGUCGCUUCCGUGCACCACGGUCACCAUGCCGUCGGCGCGCAGGCUACGCUCCCGCAACGCAAGGCUGGCAGCAAGAGGCGCAAGGUGCCUCCGCAGACUGUCGCGUCGAUGCUGCACGUUGCGCAGCAGCAGCAGCAGCAACAGCAACAGCAGCAGCAGCAACAGCUGCAGGGGUACCAGCCCGGGGCGAUGCUGACGAUCGUGCCGGGGAAGGGUGGCGCACCUGCGCAGAUCGUGGUGGGCGGUGCUCCGCCCUCCCACUCGCACGCGCCUGCGAGCGCAGCUGCCGGGCAGCAGCCGCCUGCCGGCCCGCAGGCGGCGCAGCCCCCACCCCCGCCACCGCCACAGCCGCAGCCGUCACCUAUCAACCUGCUGCAGCCCGUCAGUGUGGUGCAGAACUUCCAGCCGGCCUUCCAGCAGUUCAUCGUGCCGGGUCUGGGCGGCAUGGUGAUGGCCGCCGACGGCACCGCCGCCCUGUUGCCUGAUGCCGGAGUCCAGCUGCAGGGAGUGCUGCCACCCCAGCCUUUCGCCGGGGCGACCGCGGGCGGUCUGGUCAUUCGAGCGACUGGAGUAGGCCAGGCGGGUGUCGGCGCCCAGGCGACUGCCGGGAAGUUCUUGUCGCCGGCUCCCCCGCAGUUCCUGGUCAACGGGAAUGCCUUCAGUGGACAGCUUAGCCCACUGGUGGCAGCUGGCGUCAGCCCCACACAGCACCACCAGGUGACGUUCCAGACGACGACACAGCCGCAGGUGAGGCCAGAGUUCCUGCAGUGUGCGACAGUACAGCAGACGCAGGCGCAGCAGGCGGGCACAGUGCACGCACAGCACCAGCAGCAGCCGCAGCAGCAGGUGCCGCAGUCGCAGGCGCAGCAGUGCAGCGCCACAGUGGUGCAGCACAACACGACGAUAGUGCAGCAGCAGACGACGAUGGUGGCGUCCAGCCGCGGGCAGCUGCAAGUGGCGGGCCAGCAGCAGUCGCAGCCACAGACGGUCACCUUCCAGCCGCGCCCGCCGGCACCUGCCACGAAGCAGUCGGUGAGUGCCUAA
Messenger RNA from Schistocerca serialis cubense, 5784 nucleotides. RefSeq lists its product as uncharacterized. The coding region runs from base 1 to 5784 and encodes 1927 amino acids. Gene Ontology annotation, molecular function: chromatin binding. The transcript has 17 exons. Lineage: Eukaryota; Metazoa; Arthropoda; Insecta; Orthoptera; Acrididae. The record is from RefSeq and is a predicted model, not a curated record. Gene Ontology annotation, cellular component: nucleus; chromocenter.